Paramuricea clavata is the source of this 942-nucleotide messenger RNA. The record is from the annotation of a GenBank genome assembly. Lineage: Eukaryota; Metazoa; Cnidaria; Anthozoa; Malacalcyonacea; Plexauridae.
AUGACAUAUCUUGAUAGUGAUGAGGAUGCUGAAAAUGAAGGUACGGUUGGAAAGAAUGUUGAGCCAAAGAAGAGCAACGCUACUGGGACUACACCAGCUGACCAAUCUUGCAAAAGUGAAUCCCAUACAGUAAAAUCUUUGGGGACAUACCCUACUUGCUGGUCAGUAGAUCAAUACAACUAUUUGAUAACAACAUAUUCAUGGCUUAUUUUUGAAAAUGGAAGUAUUGGGUGCAGUAUUUGUAGAAAAAUAAAGUCACUAGGUGUAGGAACUUUCACGACGAAAAGUAGUCACAUUAGUACUGAGUGGAGUGCGUGUUCUGUACGUAGAGAUGGCAAGAAGGCAGUAGCGCAGAAAGCACUGCGAAAAAAGAUUCAAAAACACGCAAAGUCCCAAGCACAUAUUGCUGCAAGUGGCAUUCUAGAUGAAAAAGAAGAAGAAAAGGUCGAGACAGCAUUACUCAAAAGUGUUGCGCACUCAAGAGAGCUAACAGAGAGAUGCCUUCGGACAGCAUAUUUUAUUGGGUACCAAAACCGUCCAUUCACCGACUACCCAGACAUUCUCGCUCUUCAAAGCAGAAAUGGAAUAGAGUUAGGGUCAAUUUUACAUUCUAGUUACACUUUAACGGAAAUGAUUGAAUGUAUCGCCACCAAUAUGAGAAAAAAACACUGUAGUGCGAUUAGAGACAAUGAAAGAAAAAUUGCUAUUAUUAUUGACGAAUCAACAUUUGUGUCAUGCCUAAUUAUUUACACCCGUGCAGUAAUAGUUGAAACUCCAGAAAACGUUUUCCUCGACAUGCGCGAAUUAGAGGGCCAAGAUGCAGAAUCCGUAUUCAAAUGUCUUCUCACAAUGCUGGCAGAGUUUGGAUUUGAUGAGGAUUAUACAUUUGGAGUUUGGAUUUGGAUUUGGAUUAUACAUUUGGAGUUCAGAGUUUGGAUUUGA